AUGCCCUUCGCAAAGCUCUCCAAUGGCACAGAGCUCGAGUACUUUGACUCACUAAGUACCUUCUCAACUGAUGUUGCUUCCAUCAAAACAACACUCAUCAUGACGCACGGCGUAGGAAGCAAUGUUGAGCUCAUGACAACGCCUUUGUUCAAGCAACAACUACUCGAGGCCUACAAUUUGCGCAUUAUUGCUUACAAUCGUCGAGGUUUUGGACAGUCUACGCCACUAACAAAGGAUGAAGUUGAGUGCAAAGCAGAUCGUACGGCAAUGUGCUUGGACUAUACAACCGACCUCGCCUUGUUCUUACACUAUUGCAAGACGCAAUUGAAGCCUACUGGCCAUUGCAUCUUUCUCGGCUGGUCAAAAGCAUCUGAACUGGUUCUAGCGCUGGCAAAUCCCACGUUCUUGCCAGUCGACCUUCGCAAAGAUGCUCUUGCAGCAGUCGACGAUUUGAUUGUGUUUGAGCCGACUUCUGUCAUUUUUGGCAAAGCCAUCCGACCGACGCCCGAGCUCAAGGCACUAGGCAAUCUAUCUGACCCAAAUGUCUUUAAACGCUGGACCACCGGGCAUUAUCGCCACCCUGACGGGCCUGGGGGCAAGUUUGCAUCUACACCAACAUCCUUGACCAUUGAUGAUACUGCGGCUGACGCUUUGUACAGACGUACCUUGAAAUUGGAAAACAUACAGCAUGGUUCUACGUGGUGUGCUCGUAACAACAAAGAAAUGCAUGCCUUUACAACAGCUGCAAUACAGGCACCGGACGUGCGCUUACGUUUGUUGUAUGCUGCAGAAACCGCAGGGUGGUUUGUGGCAGCUGCGAAUGAGGCAAAGCGAUUGGGUGUGGAUGUGCAAUGCGGGAGUAAGACUGGCAACCAUUUCUUCUUUCUCGAAAAGCCUGAAGCAUUCUUGAUGGCUGUCUGCAAUCCGCCGAUACAGUCCAAACUGUAA
Protomyces lactucae-debilis is the source of this 948-nucleotide messenger RNA. RefSeq lists its product as uncharacterized. The record is from RefSeq and is a predicted model, not a curated record. The transcript has a single exon. Lineage: Eukaryota; Fungi; Ascomycota; Taphrinomycetes; Taphrinales; Protomycetaceae. The coding region runs from base 1 to 948 and encodes 315 amino acids.